AUGUCCAUGUUGUCGUGCCGUGUGUUGUGUCUGUUGGCCAUUGUGCUCUGCUGUGUGGGUGUGACUCAUGCUGCUUCAAUACCAGGUCAAGCGGGCCGUGUUGAGGAAGCACAGGAGAAGGCUAAGGAGGUUUUAAAGCAGAAAGAGGAGUGCUUGAACGCCGGCGAGGCUGCUCGGAAAGCCGCACAUGAAGCUCAACUAUUUGUUGAUACCACUAAGAAAAACCUCAAAACAAUUGCUGCUGACUCAAAAGAGGUUGAGAAAACGAAAAAUAAAGGUAAUGAACUCAGUGAAAAUGCAAUGAAGGCUGGAGGGGAAGCAGAAAAAGUGGCCGAACAAACGACAAAGAGUAUGGCUGGACCUAAAGACCUAGUCGACAUUCUUCGUAGUCUAGGUGAGUAUGAUCUGGCGACAUCUGUUGAAAAAAAAAUUUAA
Molecule: messenger RNA, 435 nt
Organism: Trypanosoma theileri
Lineage: Eukaryota; Euglenozoa; Kinetoplastea; Trypanosomatida; Trypanosomatidae
Exons: 1
Coding region: 1-435 (144 amino acids)
Source: RefSeq, a predicted model, not a curated record